Cuscuta campestris is the source of this 2047-nucleotide messenger RNA. The record is from the annotation of a GenBank genome assembly. Lineage: Eukaryota; Viridiplantae; Streptophyta; Magnoliopsida; Solanales; Convolvulaceae.
ACGUAUCUCCUCCGGCGCCGGUCAUAUAUCUACCGAUGACUCAGUCAAUCAUAUCCCCAUCUUCCCUUACCUUCCUUCUCCGAGGAUGACUCCAUCGUCCCAGCCAUUUAAUAAAACGAGCAAUUUAAAUCUUUGGCGUUCUCUAUCUAAUGAUUUAUUUAUUUAUUUCGAGUAGUUAAUCUUUUGUUGGGCUGAGAGUUUCUUCACACAAUGAUAAUGAUGAGCUAACCAAAAUAAGAGAACAGUAUUUUUGACUCUGAACGACUGAACUGGGACGUGUUUUAUGGUUAAGAAGCAGGUGAACUGUGGGAGAUUAAUGGCCGGUGUAAGUAGAGGGGACCUUGGAAUCGACGACGAUAUAUAUGAGGAGAAGAAGAAUAUCCAAAAUCUCAACAUCGAAGGAGGAGUAGACAAGGAGAAGGAUCCAAUGAAUCGGUCAGCAUCCCGUCCCCAGCUGGACCUCAGUGGAGCUGCAAUUCAUGGGAAUUUUGAGGUGAAGGACCCUGCAAUUCUCUUGCCUAACCAGUCUGAUGAUAUAUCCCAUUUAGCUCUGGACAUUGGAGGAUCUCUUAUCAAGCUGGUGUACUUUUCAAGACAUGAGGGUGCUCAAGUAGAUGACAAGAGAAAAAGGAAAGUCAAGGAGAGAUUUGGUGUUUCUAAUGGUCAUAGAAGGACCUAUCCUAUCCUUGGGGGAAGACUUCAUUUUGUGAAAUUUGAGACUACAAAGAUUAACGAGUGCAUGGAUUUUAUCUCUUCCAAACAGCUACACUGUGGUGGGUUGGAUACCCCCCGUUGGCAUUCUGAGGCACCACACAAUUACAAUGCAAUAAUCAAGGCUACAGGUGGUGGAGCAUACAAGUUUUCUGAUCUUUUCAAGGAAAGGCUUGGAGUGAGCAUAGAAAAAGAAGAUGAAAUGGAUUGCCUCGUUGCUGGAGCUAAUUUCUUGCUCAAGGCCAUUCGUCAUGAAGCAUUUACUCAUAUGGAGGGUCAUAAAGAGUUUGUGCAGAUAGAUCACAAUGAUUUGUUUCCUUAUCUCCUUGUAAAUAUUGGCUCCGGUGUUAGUAUGAUCAAGGUUGACGGGGAUGGGAAGUUUCAGAGGGUCAGUGGAACAAAUGUUGGUGGUGGUACAUAUUGGGGACUGGGAAGGCUAUUAACAAAAUGCAAGAGUUUUGAUGAAUUGCUCGAGCUGAGUCAACGUGGAGAUAAUCGAACCAUAGAUAUGCUUGUUGGUGAUAUCUAUGGUGGUAUGGAUUAUUCUAAGAUUGGUCUCUCAGCAUCAACAAUUGCUUCAAGUUUUGGCAAAGCCAUUUCAGAAAGCAAGGAGCUCGAAGAUUACAGACCCGAAGAUAUCUCUCUGUCUCUCUUGCGUAUGAUUUCAUAUAAUAUUGGCCAGGUAUCUUAUUUGAAUGCGCUCCGUUAUGGUCUCAAGCGUAUAUUCUUUGGAGGAUUUUUUAUACGGGGCCAUGCAUACACAAUGGAUACAAUCUCAUUUGCAGUUCAAUUCUGGUCUAAGGGUGAAGCUGAAGCCAUGUUUUUACGACAUGAAGGCUUUCUCGGUGCUUUAGGUGCAUUUAUGAGCUAUGAAAAACAUGGUUUGGAUGAUCUAAUGGUCCACCAGUUGGUUGAAAGGUUCCCAAUGGGUGCUCCAUAUCUGGGAGGAAAUAUACACGGACCACCGCUGGGGGAUUUGAAUGAGAAGAUAUCAUGGAUGGAAAAAUUUGUUCAGAAGGGAACAGAAAUUAUUGCUCCUGUCCCAAUGGCCCCACCAGGAACUACAGGGCUUGGAGGCUUUGAAGUUCCUUCAUCUAAAGGUGUUCUUCGGCCUGAUGCUAGCAAAUUAAAUGUUGGUGUCCUUCAUCUUGUCCCAAGCUUGGAGGUUUUUCCAAUCUUGGCAGACUCAAAAAUAUAUGAACCUAACACUGUAGACCUCUCCGAUCUCAGUGAGCUAGAGUGAGUUCUCUUUGCCAAAGAUGAUACUCCCUCUGCCCCUAAAAAAGUUCCUAGUUUGAAUUGCAUGGAUUUUAUUGAAUAAAUUUUUUUGUCUGAU